CUGACAAAAGCUGCUUAGCCCAACCAGUUGCCAUGGAUACAGUCAGGAGUAGCACCCGGCGUGUGUGUGAGAGAGAAAGAGAGAGAGAGAGAGAGAGAGAGAAAGAGAGAGAGAGAGAGAGGGAAAACCAACAGGCAAGCAUCAGACAGAACCAGUGAGGAAGCGAGAGAGCACCAGGCUGCAGGACAGAGAGAGAGUGUGAGUGUGAGAGAGAGAGGAACAGAGGGAGACAGCCGGAGAAAUAGUGAUAGAGCGAUAGAGUGAUAGAGAUAGCUAGAAGAUGGAGGUGCAGUCGGAAUGCGUGGAGCCUCCUCCACAUCCUCCUUCCGUUCCCCCAUGUGACCCCCAGCCGCCAGGGAAGAUCAACAAAGCAGCCUUAAAGCUGUUUGGAAAACGACGCUCCAGCUCCGGAAUGGCCAGAUUCUUCUCCUUCAGGAACAAAGGGGCCAACGGGAAUGGGAAUUCCGAGAAUGGGAAUUCUGUGAAUGGGAAUUCUGUAAAUGGGAAUUCUGUAAAUGGGAAUUCUGUGGGGGCGGCUAACGAGCUUGUCAGGAGUAAAACGCAUGACGGACUAACAAACUCGGAGACAGAUGGACAGAGAGGGGAGGAGUCCGGAAUAUCAGAGGCGGGACAGGUGAGGUCUCUCAGCAAAUCACUGAGCUUCUUUUCUCUGCUCAGACGAGGAAGUGUGAGAGCUAAUGAGAAUACAGGGUUUGGAAGCGGGGGGAGGGGUUUAAAAGGCUUCUUUAGUAGUAUGAGGUGGCGGCGGAAGGAGAGAGUGACGGAGGGAGAGGUGGGGGUAACUGAGGGGAGGGAGGUGAGAGAGGGGGAUGUGAUUCUAACGGAGGAAGUGAAAGACGUCACUCUGACCCUUGAACCCCAGCCCCGUUCACCCCAGGAGGAUAAUGGGAGCUUGGAGGCUGAGCCAAACACAGAAUCGGCGGGAACCUCUCCCGCAGACAACGCCACAACCCCACUUACGCACUCUACUGCCAUGACGACAAACCUGUCAGAAUCCCCCUAUACACCAUCCCCCUCCCCUCUCCACUCAAGACCCAAAACAUCAAUUUCCUCAGCAACGGCCACCCCCCCUCUGGAUCGGUGCGACCCCACCUCUGAACCCUCAGUGGACCGGCUCUGUUCACUCCUCUUCACUGAUGUCACCUCGCUCAAGAGCUUCGAUUCGCUGACAGGGUGCGGUGACAUCAUCGCAGACGCAGAGGAGGAGGGGGCAGGAAAUGUGGGAGGAGGAAAUGGAGGAGGAGGAAGUGUCACCAGCAGUAGUAGUAGUAGUGGGGGAGGAGUAGUACGAAGCUCCCCAGCUAAAUCCUCCAUUCCUACCCAUGUCACCCCUUCCAGCAUUACCCCUACUCCCACCUCUGCCCCUGCCCCCCUCCCAGCCAGGGCACGGUUGAUGCCCUCUCACUCUGCCCCGACUCAGCAGCCCUCUGGCAGCGGCGUGGUGGCCUACAUGGGGGGUGGCGAGGAGAUGGCCAGCCCUGACGGUGUGGACGACGCAGACAUGCAGGGGCUCUGGCACAUGCUCCCCUCUGGGGGAGAAAACUCCCCCGCCCUCCCCCGACCCAGCUGUCACCUGGCUCCCCCAAGGGGUACAGAGCGGAAACCUCCCCAGGUCAAGUCUCUGGGACUCAGCAAGAUCCCUGUAGUGGGGGGAGGAAGGAUGAGUAAACUCCCCUCUCACCCCGCCUGUCAAAGUUCCUCGCCCAAUGAGAAGGAGGAAGUCCUGCCCCAACAGGAUGUCCCAGCCCUUAGAGACGAGGGCUAUUGGGAUACGCCCUCGGCAACCCCCACGGCAACGCCUGAAGACGGCUUCCUGCGGAAUCAGAGAAUUGGUUUAUCGCGUGACAGCUGCUCUGGCGACGCGCUCUAUGACCUCUACAACGAGGAAUUGGACAGAUCUGAUGAAGAGGAGGAGGAGGAGGAAGAAGAUCUGACGAGUUCUCCUUCCCCCUCCACUGGCGACUACAAACUCAGCCCUCUCUCCCAGACUACUCCUCCUUCCUCUUCCUCCUCUUCAUCCUUCCGCUCGAUGAAGGGAAGCACUAGCCUUCCCCGCGAGUCCAAAAUCCCUCUUAGUGUCAGACAGACCACACCCCCUCACUCUGUGAGCCAAUCAGCUCUUUCCACUGUCCUCGCGGCCGCUCCGCCCUCUGACACACCCACCCAAGCCCCUCCCCCAGCCCGGACCAGGAUCCCUGUCUCCAAGGUGCCAGUCCGUCGCCCUGGGAACAAGCCCGGCAACACGACACGAGGGCCAGCCCCGAGGAAGUAAGUCUGGACCAGGCAGCCAUGGACUUUGGUGUCUUUGGUUAGAACUAAACAACAUCACUGGACUGGUGUGUACGACAUUGCUGGACUGGUGUAUUGUGAAAUGCAUCAGACAAUUAUAUAGACUUGAAAGAGAGUGAUAGGAGCUCUAAACAACACUCCCAUUGUAUCCUGGUGGGUCAUGCCCCCACAAAAGUUGAACUUAAAAAAAGAAAAUCUACAUCACUGGACUGUGCAGCAUCACUGAAAUGAUGUGUAUGGGACACUUUUAAAGACUUCAAGUGGGUGAGGGGAGAGCAUUUAAAAGUUUGGGAUCCACUUUUUUUGACAACUCUCAGCGCUUUUGAAUAUGUAAACAACGGUCACAGAAUUCAACUGCACUGCACACCACUAGGAAUUACUAGAGAAGCUUUUCCUCUUCUCUUCAAGUCCUUUUUCUAAAACACAGAUUUUUAUAUGAUACCACGUGUUUAAUUUAACGACGGCCUAAUCUUAUUAAACAGUUUGUAAUUAUCUAAUUGCUAACUAAUUACCUCAUAAUCCCAGACUACAAUCACAGUCUCAAUCCUCAACUACACAUUUUUUAUGCCAUUUAGCAGGCGCUUUUAUUCAAAGCGACUUACAGUCAUGUGUGCAUAUAAUUUCCACGUAUGGGUGGU
This is a messenger RNA of Coregonus clupeaformis (lake whitefish), 2948 nucleotides long. It is a transcript of the gene amer2, whose product is annotated as APC membrane recruitment protein 2. Bases 281 to 2293 code for a protein of 670 amino acids. Gene Ontology annotation, molecular function: beta-catenin binding; phosphatidylinositol-4,5-bisphosphate binding. Gene Ontology annotation, cellular component: plasma membrane. Lineage: Eukaryota; Metazoa; Chordata; Actinopteri; Salmoniformes; Salmonidae. Gene Ontology annotation, biological process: regulation of canonical Wnt signaling pathway. The transcript has a single exon. The record is from RefSeq and is a predicted model, not a curated record.